Molecule: messenger RNA, 519 nt
Organism: Eucalyptus grandis
Lineage: Eukaryota; Viridiplantae; Streptophyta; Magnoliopsida; Myrtales; Myrtaceae
Product: probable F-box protein At4g22030
Exons: 1
Coding region: 1-519 (172 amino acids)
Source: RefSeq, a predicted model, not a curated record
AUGACGGAGAAGGUGCUGGCCCUUGAUAGGGCUUGUCCACUGUCUCUGCUUGAAGCAAUGCUUGAGAAGUUCCCUGUGAAAUUGGAGCCCGCCGCAGUGCAGCCUAGGUUUCCAACAACCGCUGCCAAUCCCAAGGGGGGAAAACUGUUGCAAACACAGAGUGAAAAUGGAUGGAGCGAGGACCUAGAAGUGGAGAUGAGAGCCAUCGUCCAAGUCCUCAAGAGCAAAGAAAAACAAGACUACUUGAGGCUUGGGAGUUUGGCGCUAAAAUUGAAUAAGAUGUUGGCGGUUUCUGCUCCUUUGCUAACUGGCAUUGCUACGGCUGGCUCGGCCUUUGGUGGCUCGACAGUCAUGGUGGCAGCCAUCACCGGGGCAAUGGCUGCGAUCAUCAACCGUUUCAACCAUCUCAAUUAUCCACAACUAGUGUUCAAACUUACAAACUUAGAAACAAUGUACUAUGGAAGACUUAGAAAAUUCCCACCAACUUUCACAUUACAUAUAACCAAUACAACAAUAUAA